GAGGACGGACAACUUUGUGUGUAGGACCACUAAAACGCCACUUCCUGUUAUUGGUAGUUGACAAGUUGGUAAAGCUAUCUUAGCCUUUACUGUCUGUGAUAUAAGCUGUUUCUGUAUUAAUGUUAAAAAGAAACACCUAAGAACUUCCGAGUAAGAACUUCCAAUGCGAGUCAGGGACGGAGAACAGUCCACCAUGGAAGAUGCGGUUCCCGUCGAUGCUGUUGGCAGACGAAUAGUCUGCGACGAGGAGCGGGCCACUGUGCGCUAUGUUGGCACAGUGACUGCAACAAAAGGCAUGUGGCUUGGCGUGGAGUGGGACAAUCCAGAACGAGGCAAACACGAUGGCUCCCACCAGGGUGUCGGGUACUUUACCUGCAGACACCCCACAGGGGGCUCGUUUGUGCGUCCCAAAAAGGCCAGCUUUGGGGUGGACUACCUGACGGCCCUGAGGCUGCGCUACGAGAAGGAGCGGGAGGGGGAGGAGAUCACCAUUUCCUCUCGGACACUGGAGAUGGUGGGCUUCCAGAAGCUCACCAAGGAGCAGAGGGUGGAAAACCUCAAAGAAGUGGCCCUUAGGCACUGCGAAAUUUGGGGUACUGCAUCUGGAACUGAAAUCAGAAAGACCACACCAGAUGUGGAGCUUCUGGAUCUUUCCCAAAACCUGCUAAGCUCGUGGGAAGCACUGGCGGCCAUUACAGAGCAGCUGAAGGAGCUAAGAACACUUCAGCUGGGGUACAACAGGCUGACGGUGCCCUCUGACUCUUCAACUUUGACCCAUGCCUUCCCCAACCUCAGGGUCCUGGCCCUCGCUGGCUGUGCCAUCACCUGGCCUGAGGUGCUGCAGUGUGCUUGUAUGUGGCCCCGUGUCGAGGAGCUCUACCUCAGUGAAAACAACAUCACUGAACUACAGCGGCCUGUUGAUGUUCUUCAGUCCUUGACCCAUCUAGAUCUUUCCAACAAUUCCAUAACUUCAGAAACACUGACAGAAAUAGGCCACCUCCCCCGGCUGGUUACACUAAAUCUCACAAAUACAGGCCUGACUGUUAUAGAGUUUAACGAUGUCCCACCAGGCUCCAAAACAGCUAUGUUCCCUGCACUGCAGAAACUGUCGCUAAUGGACAACAAGAUUGCAGAGUGGAGGGUGGUGAAUGAGCUGGAGAAGCUGGCAAGUCUGGUGCAUCUCAUACUACAGAGGAACCCGGUGAUGGACGGGGAGAGGAACCCACAGACCGCCCGCCAGCUCGUCAUCGCCCGCGUGGGGCAGCUCCUCCAGCUCACCGGCUCUGAGAUUCAUUCUACUGAUAGGCGGGGAGCAGAGCUGGACUACAUCAAGACGUUUGGGAUGCAGUGGCUGGCGUCUGGGGGACACUGGGAGCCAGAGAAGAACCACCCCAGCGCCGACUUCACCACACAGCACCCGCGCUACCUGACCCUCAUACAAAAGUAUGGAGCACCAGAGGAGUCUGAGCUGAAGCCUGAGAUACCCUUCGCUCUGAAGAACCAGCUGCUGACGCUGACGUUUGUCUGUCCUGAUGACAUGGACAGGAAGCCGAUCCAGAAGAAGCUCCCAUGUUCUAUGGUGGUCCAGAAAGUGAAGGGUCUGCUGCACAGACUGCUGAAGCUUCCAGGAGCGGAGCUACGGCUCAGCUACACCUGCUCACGGAUGGAGGGGAUUGAGAUUGAGAUAGACAAUGACCUGAAGACUAUGCAGUUUUACUCCGUAGAGGACGGGGACAGUGUCCUGGUGCGCUGGUCCUGACUGACCCCAGCUCACAUCACCGCUCUCCACACUCCUCUCAAAAAU
Clupea harengus (Atlantic herring) is the source of this 1804-nucleotide messenger RNA. Its product is annotated as tubulin-specific chaperone E-like. Lineage: Eukaryota; Metazoa; Chordata; Actinopteri; Clupeiformes; Clupeidae. The transcript is spliced from 17 exons. Bases 164 to 1759 code for a protein of 531 amino acids. The record is from RefSeq and is a predicted model, not a curated record.